AUGUCACAAAAAUACCCCGUCGGCUCCCGCUCCGACAGCGAGCGCCUCGUCCGAGACUGGGGCUUCCGUCACGUCUUUACCUGGUCCGAUGGCAGUAAUGCGCAUUACUCGCCGCACUCGCACGGCGGUCUUACGACGCACUUGAUCCGCCGGGGUUCCCUUACUAUCACGUACCCCGAAGACAAUGCCACACUGCACAAUGGGCAAGUCAAGAAAGAGACGUUUGGGGUUGGUGCUCGUGUUGAUGUCCCGGCGGGGAAACUUCAUGAGGUUUGGAUGGGUGAUGAGGGCUGCGAAUAUGUGAUUGGGGAGUAG
This is a messenger RNA of Penicillium alfredii, 315 nucleotides long. RefSeq lists its product as uncharacterized. The coding region runs from base 1 to 315 and encodes 104 amino acids. Lineage: Eukaryota; Fungi; Ascomycota; Eurotiomycetes; Eurotiales; Aspergillaceae. The record is from RefSeq and is a predicted model, not a curated record. The transcript has 2 exons.